CAUUCUCUCCAUCGAUCCAAAAACACUCUGCACUUCAAACAUUUUUCAUUAUUGACUCACCAAUUAAUUCAUAAACAUUUACUCCCAUGGAAGCAACUUGUCUUUGUUCCUCGCCACUUCCUCCUCCGCCAUUUUUCUCUGGUCAAUCUCAAUGUCCAAAACUUGGAUUUGGGCACAGAAGAUCAAAGAGAUCAACUGCUAGAACUGGCAUGGCUGUUGUAGCUGCUACAAGGGACCACUACGGAGGGAGAUCAGCCGUCGACGAGAGCUUGAUUGUUCUGAGAAAACGCAUUCAUGAGAUGAAAAUGGUGGAGAGGAACUACGAGCCUCCUCAGGAUUGGAUGCAUUGGGAGAAGCAAUGCUACGCAAGUUAUGAUGAGUAUAUUUGCAAUUUGGUCGGUUUUCUUCAAUCAUGUCUCAUGAACACUAGGCCUAGUUUAGCUCUCUCCAUGCUGCUUCUCGUCACCGUGAGCGUCCCGGCAUCGACGGUCAUGAUCUUGCUGCGUUUCAUGGAGGUGGCUAAUGGGGCUCUAUCCGCCGUUCAUCAUCUUAGUUGAUGUGGUUAGUUUUAGGGGUUAGCUUUAUGUAAAUUUGUAAAUGUACAAUAUGAAUUCCAAUGUCAGAUAAGAGAUCCCUCUUCAAAUU
Messenger RNA from Prunus avium (sweet cherry), 645 nucleotides. RefSeq lists its product as uncharacterized. Lineage: Eukaryota; Viridiplantae; Streptophyta; Magnoliopsida; Rosales; Rosaceae. The record is from RefSeq and is a predicted model, not a curated record.